UGAAGUCAUGCACAUAAAUUAAACCAAGUCUUGAAAUUAAGACUUGCGUCCUUGCUUUCUCUCUUUCUUAUUUCCUUGCCACCAGUACACUCCGCUUCCCCUGCAGUCACUCUCUCUCUCUUCUUUUCCCUAGAACGCUCCCACGCUGCAGAUUUUUUGGGAGUGAAAAAUAUUUCAUCUUUAAUAGCACUCUCCUAGCUGAGCCACCUCAACUUGUUACUCCUCACUACCUAAGCAAUCCGUACUUGUUUUUUCUUAUUAUCAUCACAAAUCCAGCGAAACCCAGAAGCCUUUGAGAUUCAUAGACCCUUUCCUUUCCUCUGCUAUCUGUUGAUAUUGACAAGCUCCAAAAGAUUUCAUUUUUUGCACUAAUCUGCCUGAACAAGCUCUCCACAAAUCUCUACACUGUUGCUAUAAUCUGUACUUGUCUUCUUUCUCUGUUUUUUUCCCCAUUCUUACAUGCCCAGAAAAAACCAGAAGCUUAGAGUGUAUGAGCUUUUCUGGGGCCCUUUUGCUUGAUAGUUGAUAUCGACAAGUUCCAAUGCACUCAGAACCUCUCUGACCAUCAAAUGAGUUUUUGGGUAUCUCUCAUCUCUUUCUCUUGGGGGGUGGAGAGUGAAUGGGGUGUAUGUUGUCUCAGUUAGCGGCGAAAUUUGCCUUCUUUCCGCCGUCUCCUCCGACGUACCAGCUCAAGAAGCGAGAUGACGGCAAGCUCACGGUGGUAUCACCCUCGUCGCCGGCGGUGUCUAUUUCUCACGCCGACGACAAUUCCUUGGACGUUUUGUUGGUCGACACGAAACAUGGGAACAAGAUUGUAGCUUUUUAUCUGAGGAACCCAUACGCUCGCCUCACUCUGCUCUACUCUCAUGGCAAUGCUGCUGAUUUGGGUCAACUCUACGACCUAUUCGUGCAACUCAAGGUCAAUCUUAGAGUUAAUCUCAUGGGAUAUGACUAUUCUGGCUAUGGGGCUUCUACUGGGAAGCCUAGUGAAUCCAAUACAUAUGCUGACAUUGAGGCAAUAUAUGAAUGCCUUGAGACCCAAUAUGGAGUGAGCCAAGAAGACUUAAUCUUGUAUGGACAAUCAGUGGGAAGUGGGCCAACUCUGCACUUGGCAUCUAAACUGCCAAGGUUGAGAGGUGUCGUUCUACAUAGUGGCAUUCUUUCUGGACUCCGUGUGCUCUGCCAUGUGAAGUUCACACUUUGCUUUGAUAUAUACAAGAACAUAAACAAAAUAAAGAAGGUGAAGUCUCCAGUACUGGUGAUACAUGGCACAGAAGAUGAUGUGGUCAAUUGGUUACAUGGCAAUGGAUUGUGGAAAAUGGCAAUGGAACCCUAUGAACCGUUGUGGAUCAAAGGAGGCGGACACUGCAACUUGGAGCUUUACCCUGAUUACAUUCGCCAUCUCUGCGGAUUUGUUCAAGAAAUGGAGAGCAUGACAACAGAGAAGCGCCUCAAAAAAAUCAGGCAAAGCAUCGAUCUGCAAUCAAGAUCUACCUAUGGCUCCACCUGCAGAUGCUGCGGAAUGAACUGCUGUAGAUUGAAAUGUCCAGAAUGCUCAGAUUGUAGCUGCAUAAAAUGCUCCUGCUCCUUCAAUUGUCUUGCAUGCUGCAGAAGACCAAGUUGCUCCAAAUGUUGCCAAGUACCCAAAAUAAGCUGCUCCAACUGUUGCCAACUACCCAAAAUGAGCUGCUCCAAGUGCUGCCAACUACCCAAAACAAGCUGCUGCAAGUGCUGCCAACUCCCCAAAAUAAGCUGCUCCAAGUGUUGCCAAUUACCCAAAAUAAGCUGCUCCAAGUGUUGCCAAUUACCCAAAACAAGUUGCUUCAAGUGUUGCCAAUUACCCAAAAUAAGCUGCUCCAAGUGUUGUCAAUUACCCAAAAUAAGCUGCUCCAAGUGUUGUCAAUUACCCAAAAUAAGCUGCUUUAACUGCUGCCAAUUACCCAAGUUCUCAAAUUGUUUGGGCACAAAAUGCUGGAGACCAAGCUGUUGUUGUUGUGGGGAAGGUUCAUCAACUGUCUGCUAUCCAAAUUGUCCAAGGCCAAGGUGCUGCUGGAGCAUGAGAUGUUUCUGUUGGCAGUGUUGUGUGGGAAAACGUGGUGGAAAAUAGAAUGGUUAAUGGUGGUUUCAUGAUUUGAUUUGUAUAGAGGACAAGCCUUGCUUGCUAACAAUCUUCAAUACUCUCCAGCAAUGUACAAAACAAGUCAGGUCGGGAAGGAAUGACAAUUGUAGAAAAAUCAUAUGUCCUCUAUUUUGUUUCUUUUUAAUCAGUAGUUCUGAUAAAUUAUUGGGGAUUUUUAUCUCUUUAGAAACUUGAUGUUUCUCUUGUAUUACCGGCAGCUGAUGAAUGACCUGAUUGUUUCUUCCGAUUUGUAGCCA
Messenger RNA from Neltuma alba, 2376 nucleotides. RefSeq names its product alpha/beta hydrolase domain-containing protein 17B-like. The transcript is spliced from 5 exons. Bases 620 to 2107 code for a protein of 495 amino acids. NCBI's taxonomy places the organism in Eukaryota, Viridiplantae, Streptophyta, Magnoliopsida, Fabales, Fabaceae. The record is from RefSeq and is a predicted model, not a curated record.